AUGUUCUGUUGCCGCUCCUUUAAGCCAGGCAAGCAGCAUGACCUGCAGCAGCAGCAGCAACAGCAGCAGCAGCAGCAGCAGCAAAAGGAGCAGCAGCAGAAGAUUCAGUAUGAAGCCCAUGAUCGUCAUCCAGCUGUUGUUCAGCAGCAACUAUUGCAGCAGCAGCAGCAGCAGCAGGCAUUACUACAACAGCAGCAGCAACAGCAGCAACAACAACAACAACAACAACAACAACAGCAGCAGCAGCAGCAGCAGCAGCAGCAGCAGCAGCAGCAAGGUAGUCCUCCUCAUCUAAGUCCUGAGAGACAAGAAAAAGUUAUCGAAUUCAAAAAAACAAUUUUACAGAAAAAAAAAGAAAUCGAAAAUGAAUUCAAUAAUAGGCAACAAAUUGUACACGAUGUACUAAAUGUAUCUAAUAGAUUAAAUAGUAUAGACAGAUUAGGGUUUAUGAGUGUUUCUUCAUUAGCAUAUAAAUCUUCUCUUGAGGAAUAUUUACGAAUAAAAAGACAUCCUCUUUCUCUUAAGGAUUUCUCCUUUAUACAGGUACCGAAGUCUCGUGUGAGUCGUGCAUCAUCCCGUGAGCGUCAAUUUGCUGAGCGUGACUGUCUAGCCUUAUGCAGCAGCAGCAGCAGCGACAGCAUCAUAAGCAGCAGCAGCAGCAGCAGCAGCAGCAGCAGUAGCAGCAGUAGCAGUAAUGGAGCAAAAGGAGUAGUAUUACUGCAGCAAACCCUAGAAGAAGGACAACAUUUAUAUCAAUUAAUGCAAUUCUUAGAGGGAGGAAGCUUAAUGCAUUAUAUGCAUGCAAAACAAAGAUUUGAUGAACAAACUGCAAAAAUUUAUAUUGCACAACUUAUUAUUGCUGUCAGUGAAAUACAUAAAUUACAUUUUAUUCAUCGUGAUAUAAAGCCAGAUAACAUCGCCUUCUCUCGUGAUGGUCAUCUUAAACUUCUUGACUUUGGAUUGGCGAGGUUUGCUCCUCAUGUAUUUGCAGAUACACAGGAUAGCACGCUGCCAGAGAGCCUCGGCAGCAGCGGUGCAACGAGCUGCGCUUCGACAACUUUGAGUACUGACGCAUCUCUGCAUCACUCAGAGAAACACCAGCAACACAACUCUGGUAGCCUAGCUGCCCCUACCGAACCCCACAGCCUGCAGAGACCAUCAAGUUCUCUUUUACGUUCUGUCUGCGGUACCCCAAUGUAUACAGCACCUGAAGUACUACUCGGUUGCGGGUACGACUAUUCCGUCAACUGGGGCGGUGGGUACGACUAUUCGGUGGACUGGUGGUCUGUUGGUGUCGUGUUAUUUGAAAUGUUAUACGGAGGAAUUCCUUUUUGUCCUCCGCCUAAGUAUAGAGGAGAUGUACCCCAAUUUGUUAAAUUACAAGUAGCUAAUUAUCAUCUUGUAUGCCCAAUUCCUUAUCCUUCACCAAUAUCUGCAAUCCUUUCUCCUGAAGCAAUUUCUCUUAUGCAAAAGUUAGUAUGCGACUCUUCUGUUCGUUAUAAGAAAGGAUCAGAAAUAUUAAGUCAUCCUUUUUUUCGUGAUUUAAAUUUUUCUUCUUUGUUUGAUGAUCCUCAGCCUCUUGCUGCAGAUACACAACAAUAUGCAGCUAAACAUUAUCCAUCUUUAUUUGGUAAGGAUGGGGAAUUAUUGCUGCAGCAGCAACAGCAGCAGCAGCAACAGCAACAGCAGCAAGGGCAGCAAGUGCAGCAGCAAGGGCAGCAGCAAGGGGGGGGAGGGGGGGAACAACAGAUUCAGCAACAGCAGAAAGAGGGGGAAUGCAGCAGCAGCAACAACAACAACAGCAGCAGCAAUCGUAGCAGCAAUUGCAGCAAUACUCAAUUAAAAGAAACUAUGAGUAAACAAAAAGAUAAGAAAAAUAUACAAAAACAGAAGCAGCAGCAGCAGCAGCAGCAGCAACAGCAGCAACAGCAGCAGCAACAGCAUAAACAGCAGCAGCAAACACAUGCGGGAUGCUUAGCGACACUCCGUGCAGCAGCAAGGGGAGGUAGACAGGCAGCAGCUGCAGCAGCAGCAGCUGCUGCUGCUGCAGCAGAGCAGCAACAGAAACAGCAGCAGCAACAACAGCAGCAACAGCAGCAGCAGCAGCAACAGCAACGAUGCCAUAACAGCAAAGUUAUACCCAAACAAAGCGCAACAAAUGACGAAGACGUGGAUAUAUUAUUUGCUCGUUAUCCUUUUGAUUUACGCGCGGAGGUAAGCAGACCUAAUAUACAUAAAAUAAUUCAUGAUAAAAGAGUAGAAAAAGUGCUGCAUGCAGCAGCAGCAGCAGCAGCAGGGACAGCAGGAGGAGGAGGAGGAGGAGGAGGAGGAGGAGCAGCAGCAGCAGCAGCAGCAGCAGCAGCUGGAGGAAAUGUAGUUGUGCAUGCACAACAUAAUGCUGCAGCUGCUGCUGCUGCAUGCACCAACAGCACUAGCAGCAGCAGCAGCAACAUCAGUGCAUACACUGCAGACAGCAAACGCUAA
Messenger RNA from Eimeria maxima, 2484 nucleotides. RefSeq names its product AGC kinase, putative. Gene Ontology annotation, biological process: peptidyl-serine phosphorylation; intracellular signal transduction. The transcript has 11 exons. NCBI's taxonomy places the organism in Eukaryota, Apicomplexa, Conoidasida, Eucoccidiorida, Eimeriidae. Bases 1 to 2484 code for a protein of 827 amino acids. Gene Ontology annotation, molecular function: protein serine/threonine kinase activity; ATP binding. The record is from RefSeq and is a predicted model, not a curated record.